GUUGAGAAAAUAGGUUCAGGUGGUUUCGGUCAGGUUUACAAAGCCAGAUGGAAGCAAGUUAGUGUUGCUAUUAAAAGUGUAGAUUACAAUGAAGAUGAUGAGAUAGAACAGGAGGAAGAUACAUUUGAAAGAGAAGUUCUUUUACUCAACAGUUUGAAACAUCCAAAUGUUAUACAAUUCUUUGGUGUUUGUAUCACAGAUCGAAGAAAGUUAAUGGUUAUGGAAUAUCUUGGAGGUGGUUCAUUGGAUAAGUUAAUUAGUGAACUUCGAUUGAAAAGAAAAAUGAUCAAACUAAUUGAUAAGAUUCGUAUUUUAUUUGGAGUUUCUAACGGUUUGAGUUAUUUACAUAACUUGAAACCGAAAAUGAUUAUUCAUAGAGAUUUAAAAAGUGCUAACAUUUUAUUAGAUGAGAAUAUGCAACCCAAGGUUUGUGAUUUUGGAUUGUCUAAAUUGAUU
This is a messenger RNA of Naegleria gruberi, 456 nucleotides long. RefSeq lists its product as uncharacterized. Gene Ontology annotation, biological process: protein phosphorylation. The record is from RefSeq and is a predicted model, not a curated record. Gene Ontology annotation, molecular function: protein kinase activity; ATP binding. The annotation marks the transcript as partial. NCBI's taxonomy places the organism in Eukaryota, Heterolobosea, Eutetramitea, Acrasida, Naegleriidae. The transcript has a single exon.